CUCCCUAAGCAAUCUUCACCAAAUGCUACCCAGAUUUUGUGUAGCUUUUUUUUGAGGCGUUGAGACAAAGAUAGUGAUUCAAGAAACAAAAUGCCACGUUAUCCAGGUUGAUUUAUGAAUGUUGUAUCAUGUACGCAUGCAUCAAGUGCAUACCAAUAUUGCCUGCAAAACACCAGUCAUGGUUGUUACAUAAAUUUCCCGCGAGGUAUCGCUGCAAAGAAGUAUUCCUGCGCUGACAGAAAUACAUUGGAAUCAUUCUGUGAUGGUGAUGACAGAGAACCCAAGAAGGAUACAGGAUAUAUUUGCGAAGAAAACUGAAUACACAGCGUUCAAAGUGUCCAACAUCAAUCAUAUACGGAUGAAAUCUUGUUGUUUGAAGGUCGACAAUGGGAUGUAGCCGGUGAGAUGGAAUAUCAUGAGAGACCUGCUUCUUUUCGCCAAGCCCGCCUCAACCCCUUUGAUCGGGGGGAGGAGGAGGAGGGCGGCCCCCCAGGGGGUAAAACCCCCUCUCGAGAUGAGCUGAGACCUGAGCUCUUCUCCUCUAAGAGCAGAAACCAGAGUUUGGACCGAGCCAUGGACCUGGGACUGGCAGAGGACCACUUCUCUCGACCUGUCGGCUCGUUUGUAGCGUCGGACAUUGAGCAGCUGAAGAUGGCCAUAGAGGAGUGUAAGCGAUUAAUCCUGGAGCUGCCUGAGCAUUCAGAGAGACAGAAGGACACUGUGGUCAAACUCAUCCACCUACGGCUCAAACUACAGGAGCUUAAGGACCCUGAAGAGGAUGAGCCAAACCUGAGGGUGCUAUUGGAGCAUCGUUUCUCCAAGGAGAAGAGCAAGAGUGUGAAACAGACGUGUGACAAGUGCAGCACUAUCAUCUGGGGCCUCAUCCAGACCUGGUACACCUGCACAGGUUGUUACUACCGUUGCCAUAGCAAGUGUUUGAACCUCAUCAACAAGCCCUGCGUGAGGUCAAAGGUCAGCCACCAGUCAGAGUACGAGCUCAGCAUCUGCCCAGAGAUCGGGCUGGACCGGCAGGACUACCGCUGUGCCGAGUGCCGCAUGCCUGUGUCACUAAGGGGAGUGCCCAGCGAGGCCAGGCAGUGUGACUACACGGGCCAGUACUACUGCAGCACCUGCCACUGGAAUGACACCGCUGUCAUCCCUGCACGCGUCAUCCACAACUGGGAGUUUGAGCCACGCAAGGUAUGUCGUUCCUCCAUGCGUUACCUGGCCCUGAUGAUUCCCCGGCCUGUACUGAAACUGAGGGAGGUCAACCCACUGCUCUUCAACUUUGUGGAGGAACUAGUGGAGAUCAGGAAGCUCCGUCAGGACAUCCUACUGAUGAAGCCCUACUUCAUCACCUGUAAGGAGGCCUUGGAGGCACGGCUGCUACUGCAGCUCCAUGAUCGCCAGCACUUUGUGGAGAACAAUGACAUGUACUCGCUGCAGGAUUUGAUUGACAUCUCCAGUGGCAGACUCAGCUGCUCUCUCACAGAGAUCCACACUACCUUUGCCAAGCACAUCAAACUGGACUGUGACCGAUGCCAAGCCAAAGGCUUUGUUUGUGAGCUGUGUAAGGAGGGAGACAUCCUGUUCCCGUUUGACAGCCACACCUCAGUGUGCCACGACUGCUCUGCUGUCUUCCACAGGGACUGUUUCUAUGACAAUUCUACAACUUGCCCGAAAUGCGCCCGGAUGACCGAACGCAAGUACGACGAUCCGCCGGAUCCGAAAGACAAGUAGCCCUGUCGAUCUAAGCCUAUCACUGUGACUGACAACCUGUGGGAAUGGCCACUUUUUCUUAUGUUGAGGACCAUCGAGACAUUUUUCUGACACAAACAUGACUAGCAUUCCCUCUUGCUCUCUCUCGCUGUUGUUUUUAAGUUACUUUGUUCCAGUUCAGUGGACUACGGAAGAUGGUAGCAGGAUACUAGAGUUUUAUAUGAUCUGGUAAUGAAGUGUGAUACUCUGAGACUGGCUGCAUUGUAUAGCCACAGAAACGCACCCUGAGCACUAAACCAAUGUUGUACAGUUUGUGUGUUACUGUGUGAGAGUACUGUAUGGGCAUCAUGCUACAGGCAUGAACUGCAAUGUGGGUCACAACUGUCUUUACCUCUUAACAAUCAAAUAUCUUUAACUACCUUGAAGUAGGUGUUAAAUUCCAAAUUCAUCUUAACAAAUCAAUUUAACAAAACUACCAUUCACCUCCAGGCCUUAACUGACAUCGAUAACAAGAGCCAGGUAUUUCUAAUGAGGUUAGGUCGUAGCUCUUCAAGACUACCUCCCUAUGGGCAUGAGGUAUUUCACUCCCCUGUUGUGAAACAAUACGAUACAUGAUGGACAAUGACACUAAAAUAGUUUUUUAUUGUUUAUUUGUUUUAACACCACAGAAUGGUCUGCCUGAAACACUUAACAUACAAACCACAUGUUCUCUUAUGUCUUAGGGAACUUUAAUGUAGUACCUUUUUUACAGUAGAAUUAUUGGGCAGUCAUGUAACCAAUGGCAAGAGGGUAAAGUUAAGGAGAGCUCAUUAUGAUGUGCUGAUUAACUAUAUCUUAAGUUGACACACUGUGUGCUGAAAUAUUUGGAAUUCUAAUUGAACACUGGGUGCAUUUACCCAUUGAUCAAGUGAUCUAUUUACAGUAUUUUUGUGGGGGGGUUUGCAGCCCGCCUCAAGGUAUGGCACAUUCUUUUCAGAGAUGAGAAAGCUGACGAAUGAUACUUCUGGACACAUGAGCAUGUAAAUGUUGAUGUUGACAAAUUAUUUGUUUUAAAAUAAUGAGUAUUUGGAGGUGUUAUGUUUUUCUCUGCAUAAUGAUCUUCAUAACAUGCAAGUGUAAUGUUCCAUGUGUUAGUGUAAAUCCAGAUAUAAACAUGAAUUGUAAGAUCAUGUGAAGUUAAGCAUGAAUAAUGUAUUAAUAAAUUCUAUGUUGUGAGGAGUGUUUUAGCUGACGCUGUGGCAGCCUUUGCCAAUGUAGCCCUCGGCUCCAGGGCUGUGGCAGAGGCUAAUGCAACUGUUACUGUGUACCGUGGCCAUACUGAAUGUUGUUUUGAACAGUGUACCAACAAACUGUAUUUAAAAAUGAUUGAGAGGGAUUGUUUAUCUGAUCAUCGUGGAAAAUGGGACCAGUGAAUGAGGGGAUUCAAUUAGCUGGCCCGGUGAGAGGAGUUUGUUUACGUGUGCGUUCGUUUUGGAACCGGGCUGACUCCCGGGCGUGAGCCAGUUGCCCCCAACCUCAGUGGUUCAAAGCCCACGGCUCCAAAGAAAAGUGACAUAGCCUAAGCUAGAUCAAACACGUGGAGUAAAGAGUAGGAUUCGGUAUUUUCACAUGCAGAAGUGAUUUCUUUUUAUAAAAACGCUUUAUCUGCCUUCCCAUCCCAAUGAAAACUAGUUAGAAAAUUCGAACAUAUAUUUUAUGGACAGGAUAUGUAAAUGUAUGGACCUUGCUGCCUUGUUAGCAACCUUACAGAUUACUGUAAGGUUUGAGAAGGGCGCUCCUUCAUCGCUUUUGGUCGUCAUGUCACGGGCCAUUGACAAGUGCACCGCGGCUCAGGUUAAUAGAACUCCCUCAUUUUCAUAAGCUUCACUUGUUAUCGUUCCACGCAUAUUGACCAAUCGCAAAGCAGCAGCCGGUCCCUCGAAGGCCCCGAUGAGGUCGUGGGUAUGCACGAAAAUAAAUACAAUAAAAUGUGAAUACUUUAACUCGAA
Messenger RNA from Salmo salar (Atlantic salmon), 3707 nucleotides. RefSeq names its product differentially expressed in FDCP 8. The record is from RefSeq and is a predicted model, not a curated record. Lineage: Eukaryota; Metazoa; Chordata; Actinopteri; Salmoniformes; Salmonidae.